AUGGAAAAACUCUCUGGUCAAACCAAGUGCUUAGAGAACGAGCUCGGGACUCAGGAAACGACCAUUCGAGAUUAUAACGAGGAGCUCAAUGUGGCUGAGGAAGCAGCGAGAGUGGCCCUGAUCGAGAGCAUCGGCCUGCAGAGGAAACUUUUUAUGGGUCCUCCUCCUAGUAGUCGAUCGACUCUUUACGAUAGAAGCAUGGAGAGCUGCAAUUCUUCGGUAUAUUCCCAAGGUCCCCCGGUCAAGACCCCUCCUAGAGUUACCUCUAGCCAUACGGAUGCUGAUGAUGAGUUUUGGGCGGCACUCAGGCAACAGAUUAAUAACAUUGAUAAUUGGCUUACUCCUCACAGAGGCAGACGAAGCGGUGCAGCUGAGGAUCCUCCUCAAGGCAACUAUCAGUCACAUACGACUCUAAUAGGAACACCAGCCCGCACAGCAGUAUUAAUCUCGAAGUUGGACGGUUGGUUCGACGCGAAUCCUGAGAUAACAGUUCCCGCACCACGACGACAAUCUAUGGAAGAGGAGUUGGCCAGUCCGGACGAUGAUAACCAAAGCGACCAGCACAUUCUCGUUAUGUGUCUUCUAUUCCGGGAUUAUUGA
Molecule: messenger RNA, 600 nt
Organism: Perkinsus marinus ATCC 50983
Lineage: Eukaryota; Perkinsozoa; Perkinsida; Perkinsidae
Exons: 8
Coding region: 1-600 (199 amino acids)
Source: RefSeq, a predicted model, not a curated record